Messenger RNA from Didymella exigua CBS 183.55, 1162 nucleotides. RefSeq lists its product as uncharacterized. The transcript has a single exon. The coding region runs from base 230 to 889 and encodes 219 amino acids. The record is from RefSeq and is a predicted model, not a curated record. Lineage: Eukaryota; Fungi; Ascomycota; Dothideomycetes; Pleosporales; Didymellaceae.
CCGCGUGAGCACCAGCCACAUCCGGCAAGCACGCGCGAAUGACGUCCAGCUGAGACGCCUCAACCAUGGAAGUGUGCUCACCUGUUCUUUCCCAACCGGCCCGUCGCACAUGGCACUAAUGCUUCCCCUCUUUGGCCAGCAGUUGAUUCGAUGACCCUAGACAUCUGCGCAUGAAGUGUUUGAUCAAAACUUAGUCCUGCCCCAGGCAUUGAAGCUUGCCCUCGACGGCAUGUUGGCAACCACAGCGUCCUACGCCCGGGAGGGCUCAGACUCGAGCAAAGUCCACGCAGAGCACGAGACGUAUUCAGGCAUACCGACUAUCGUCGAGCCACAUGCAGACGCAGACGCAGAUGCAGACUCAGACACAGAUGCAGAGGCAGAAGAACGCGGUCGUCUUAAGAGGCGCCGAAUGUCUUCACACUCUCCACCCCGAGCAGCUUCGCCCUCUCGAGGCCACGACCGCGACAGCGGCUCUCGGCACCGACACCACCACCGCAACCACCACCGCGACUCGGAAUCCGCGAGCAUGACACCACCGCCAGCCGCGCAGAAGAAGCAAAGGCGGCGCAGCGACGCAGAACCGGACCACACGUUUCGUGGUCGGGCACGAAAUCGCAGCGGCAGCAGGGAACGAACAGGCAGUCCUAUCUUCGAGGACGACGAUGACGAUAUGAGUGAGGCGGCGAAUGCGAGCGAAUCAGAGGUGAGAGAGCUGAGGAAGAGGGCCCAGCCACCCAGUCGGCCACGGGAGACUGAAGAGGAAGAGGGCGAGCUACGGAGACAGAAGAGCUAUCCCAAUCUCUACCGGAAGGACUCGAAGAGUAAUCUGGAAACAGAGAAGAUUGGGACUAAGCGUCCGCAUCCGCUCAGACAGCAGCUCUCAGGAUGAAUGCCGCAAAGACAAAAGAAAAAGUGUAUCAAAACAUGCUUCAACUAUCACAGCAUGUCUGGCGUCCAGACUUAUACUCGAGAAAUAGUAACACGCGGCCAGCGUGAGCAUAAAUAAUUGAGAACAUCAGUCGACUUGAAUUCUACUUCCUUUCUCGUUCCGUGCAUCUCGUUCCGUGCAUCUUUCCAUGUAUUGAAGUUGCUUGUUACCCGUCUGGAGCACGCGACCGCUGUCAGAUCCUGAACAGCUUCCACCCAACAAAGCGAGCAGCAA